GAAGAGGCCCCGGGCCCGCGGCUGGAUGGAGUCGGGCUGCAUUCAGACAGCGAUGGCUAUGGGUCUGACAUCGAAAAAGGCGUCUGUUCGGAGCGUCGGCGUGGAGCGAAAAAACCUCAUCACGGUCUGCAGAUUCUCUGUAAAGACUCUCCUAGAAAAGUACACAGCAGAGCCCAUAGAUGACUCAUCCGAGGAGUUUAUUAACUUUGCCGCCAUUUUAGAGCACAUCCUCAGUCACCGUUUCAAAGGUAACACUGCAGGUUCAGGAAGCUGGUUCAGCUCAGAUGGACAGCGCAGUUUCUGGGAAUAUAUCCGGCUGGCAUGCGGCAAGGUGCAGAACAACUGCAUCGCCAGCAUUGAAAACAUAGAGAACAUCAGCACAUCACGAGCCAAGGGGCGGGCGUGGAUCCGAGUGGCCCUGAUGGAGAAACGUCUGUCUGAAUAUGUGUCCACUGCUCUGAGGGACACGAGAACAACCAGGAGGUUCUAUGACGAUGGAGCCAUUAUGCUGAGGGAGGAGGCCACAGUCCUGACAGGCAUGCUAAUUGGACUGAGUGCCAUUGAUUUCAGUUUUUGCUUGAAAGGGGAGACUCUGGAUGGGAAAUCUCCAGCUGUGAUUGACUACACACCCUACCUGAAGUUCACUCAGAGUUAUGACUACCUGAGUGACGAGGAGGACCGCCGCAGUGUGGACAGCAGUAACAGCGAGGAGAGCGUCCCGGAGCACCCCUACAUCCCUCUGGUGACCGACGAGGAGAGCUGGAGCAACAAGUGUCGCAAGAUGGAGCAGAGGUUUAAGAUCGUCUACGCCCAGAAGGGUUACCUGGAGGAGCUGGUGCGUCUGCGCGAGUCACAGCUGAAGAACGUGGAGACGGAGAACAAGCGUCUGAGAGCUAAGGUGGAGGAGCUGACAGUGCAGAGCCAACAGGAGAAGAAGGAGCUGGAGGCCGUCGUGCUGGAGCUGCAGGCACAACUCUCUGCCCUCAUGCCUUGUGAUUCCUCCCAUCUGGCUAAAGACUUUUCCAUCCCGCUGGUCAACCAGUGGUCCACGAUCAAAAACAACCAAGUCGAUGUCAAACUGUUCCGCAGGAGGAGUUUCCACAGUUUUGAGCAACUUUCUGCCGAAGUCAGUCUGAACUCAGACUCCCAGAAGACUGAUGGGAGACAGAAUGGAGAUGCUGCCUGGACCUCAGCAGGAAAAGACAACACCCCUUCCAUGCUGGGUCUGUGCGGCUCCCUCGCUUCUUUACCGAGCUCCAAGUCCCUGGCCAGCCUCAAGUCAAGCGAGUGUUUGGUCAACAUCAGCACUGAACCCAGCCCUGCGCUCUCUCCCUCCUAGGAGCUCCAGAUCCACCACAACCGAGAUUUAGCCCCCAGCCUGUCUGCCUGGUGAUGCUGCGUUGACCCUGCCAAAACACCUGACCAAAACCCUGCUCCCACCAUCCAUCCGGCUCCAUGAGAAUACAACAGGAAAGCCAUGACACCAUCUCUGGAUUUUUGUACACAUGAGAGUGAAGUCAUCACUAAGCUAAAAGGAGCCAUCUAUUCUGGUUCUUUACCUUCUCCUCGCCUUAUCCACUCGACUUCUCUCUCACUCUCCCACCACCACUUUGUACUGUCUGUGAAUCUGUUCAUCCAAGAUCAUGCAAUUUCCUCUGUCAUCCCUCUUCCAAAGCAUCAAUUUAUUCCCUUAAAUUGUUUUCUCAUAUCGCUCUUUAAUUUUCCUAAGGUAUCAUCUGUGUGUUAGUGCGCCUUUGGCCUGUUUUUUUUUCUUUUUUUUCUUUCCUAUUUUCUUGUCAAAAUGUAACCAAAACAGCACUUGCAGCUCUUUGGACGCAGCCACUAACAAAGAGAGAGAUUCAUUUGAAGAGAUAAAGGUUAUCCAUAUGAAGUAGAGGAUGGGUUUUCACAGACUGUCCUGUCACUGACAUAGCAGUGUGUUUUGUGAGUUUGACUGAAUGGUAUCUUGGGUCUGCCACCCCUGAAAGUGCAUAUCAUUCCUGCUUGAGUAAUCAACCACCACCAACUGUUAAAGUACGUCUAAAUCUGUGCAGCUAUUUAUUUAUUCUACCAAAUGUUAUGCUACCACAUAUGCUCAUUUAUCUCAUUUCAGCCAAUACAGCAGUAGGUUCUUUUUACACAUAGAUUAUACAGUUUAUCGGGUUAUUUUAUUUGUUUUUUGUUGCAAUAAACUGCCUUUUUCCAUUAA
Messenger RNA from Xiphias gladius (swordfish), 2209 nucleotides. RefSeq names its product RUN domain containing 3Aa (gene rundc3aa). The record is from RefSeq and is a predicted model, not a curated record. NCBI's taxonomy places the organism in Eukaryota, Metazoa, Chordata, Actinopteri, Istiophoriformes, Xiphiidae. The transcript is spliced from 11 exons. Gene Ontology annotation, cellular component: cytosol. The coding region runs from base 26 to 1339 and encodes 437 amino acids.